Messenger RNA from Cynocephalus volans (Philippine flying lemur), 1855 nucleotides. RefSeq names its product DnaJ heat shock protein family (Hsp40) member A3 (gene DNAJA3). Gene Ontology annotation, biological process: protein folding; response to heat; mitochondrion organization. Gene Ontology annotation, cellular component: mitochondrion. NCBI's taxonomy places the organism in Eukaryota, Metazoa, Chordata, Mammalia, Dermoptera, Cynocephalidae. The coding region runs from base 16 to 1458 and encodes 480 amino acids. The record is from RefSeq and is a predicted model, not a curated record. Gene Ontology annotation, molecular function: ATP binding; heat shock protein binding; protein kinase binding. The transcript is spliced from 12 exons.
GUGUCCCCAGCCAAGAUGGCGGCGCGGUGUUCCACACGCUGGUUUCUGGUGGCUGUGGGGACCCCCCGGCUGCCGGCUGCAGCGGGGAGAGGGGCCCGGCCGCCCGGGAGGUGCGUGGUGGGGGCGUCGCUGGGCCACAAACUGAGCGUCGCCGCCUUCGCGCCUUCCCUGGGCUCUCGUGGCCCCCGGGCGCUGCUGACAUUGAGAGCCUGUGUCAGCCUCACAGGAGCAAAAUGUUACCCUUUUGUUUGUACUGCCUCCUUCCACACGAGCACCCCUUUGGCCAAAGAAGAUUAUUACCAGAUACUAGGAGUUCCCCGAAAUGCCAGCCAGAAAGAGAUCAAGAAAGCCUAUUACCAGCUUGCCAAGAAAUACCACCCUGACACGAAUAAGGAUGAUCCCAAAGCUAAGGAAAAGUUCUCACAGCUGGCAGAAGCCUAUGAGGUGCUGAGUGACGAGGUGAAGAGGAAGCAGUAUGAUGCCUAUGGCUCUGCUGGCUUUGAUCCUGGGGCCAGCGGCUCUGGGCAGGGCUACUGGAGGGGGGGCCCCACCGUGGACCCAGAGGAGCUGUUCAGGAAGAUCUUCGGGGAGUUUUCAUCAUCUUCGUUUGGAGAUUUCCAGGGUGUGUUUGAUCAGCCUCAGGAAUACAUCAUGGAGUUAACCUUCAAUCAAGCUGCCAAGGGCGUCAACAAGGAGUUCACCGUGAACAUCCUGGAUACCUGCGAGCGCUGCGAUGGCAAGGGGAACGAGCCAGGCACCAAGGUGCAGCAUUGCCACUACUGCGGCGGCUCUGGCAUGGAAACCAUCAAUACGGGCCCUUUUGUGAUGCGUUCCACGUGUCGAAGAUGUGGCGGCCGAGGCUCCAUUGUCAUAACACCCUGUAUGGUCUGCAGAGGAGCAGGACAGGCCAAGCAGAAGAAGCGAGUGAUGAUCCCCGUGCCCGCAGGAGUUGAAGAUGGCCAAACUGUGCGGAUGCCUGUAGGAAAAAGAGAAAUUUUCAUCACGUUCAGGGUACAGAAAAGCCCCGUGUUCCGGAGGGACGGUGCAGACAUCCACUCCGACCUCUUUAUUUCUAUAGCUCAGGCUCUUCUUGGGGGGACGGCCAGAGCCCAGGGCCUGUACGAGACCAUCAGCGUGACGAUCCCCCCGGGGAUUCAGACAGACCAGAAGAUUCGGAUGAGUGGGAAAGGCAUCCCCCGGAUUAACAGCUACGGCUACGGAGACCACUACAUUCACAUCAAGAUAAGAGUUCCAAAGCGGCUGACGAGUCGGCAGCAGAGCCUGAUCCUGAGCUAUGCUGAGGAUGAGACCGAUGUGGAGGGGACGGUGAAUGGUGUCACCCACACAAGCACCGGUGGCAGCACCAUGGAUAGCUCCGCAGGAAGCAAGGCUAGGCACGAGGCUGGGGAGGACAAGGAGGGAUUCCUUUCCAAACUUAAGAAAAUGUUUACCUCCUGAUAGCCCAGCUGAGGAAAACGGUCCGCUGGAAACUAGGCCGGGAGCAGCAGCCCCUCCUUGUGGCCAGGGCACCUGGGAGACAGGAGGAUUCCAGAACAGCACUGAGCCCCCGCCUGCAGAGACCUCUGGACUGCCUUGGCAGCAGCAAAAUCAUGUGACAACACAUCUCUCCACGGAAAGGUCACGGUGGACAGCCCCUGGGCAGUAAAAUGGAACACCCUGAGGGCUGGUAGAAGUUUCCUUUCCACGGGUAGGUGACAUGGCUUCUCUGGCUCAGGCAGAAUAAGACAGCUGGACACUUCUUGCAGCAGUAAAACUCUAAUUUGGAAUAGAAUGUGAUGGAGAUCUUAGUUAAAGAAUUAAAGGCCGUGCUUACAGCUUUAAAAUGAAGCCUUAA